This is a messenger RNA of Physcomitrium patens, 950 nucleotides long. RefSeq names its product peroxiredoxin-2C. The record is from RefSeq and is a predicted model, not a curated record. NCBI's taxonomy places the organism in Eukaryota, Viridiplantae, Streptophyta, Bryopsida, Funariales, Funariaceae. Gene Ontology annotation, biological process: hydrogen peroxide catabolic process; cell redox homeostasis; cellular response to oxidative stress. Gene Ontology annotation, cellular component: cytoplasm. Gene Ontology annotation, molecular function: thioredoxin peroxidase activity.
AUGGCCAGCCUCGACUCGUGGCGCCUCGUGAACAGUCUUCAAACCCGUGGGCGUUCAGCACCAGAGCAUUUUCUACAGUUUUCUCCGCGGAUUCUUUCUUGAAGAAGCUUUUUCGAUGCAACGUCAGUUGGGUUGAACCAGAAAUGGCCCCCAUUGCAGUGGGUGAUACGAUCCCCGACGUGACGCUAUCCUACUUGGACGAUGACAACCAGAGCCAGAAGCUCAGCACGCACCAGGAUUUGAAAGGCAAGAAAGUGAUGCUUGUUGCUGUUCCUGGCGCAUUCACUCCCACUUGCAGCCAGGAACACGUUCCCGGUUUCAUCGACAAUGCCAAGGAGAUCAAGAGCAAGGGUGUGUCGGACAUCAUCGUCGUCUCAGUGAAUGACCCGUUCGUCAUGAAGGCAUGGGAGCGUUCCUAUGAUGGUGCUGAACACCUCAAGUUUGUGGCCGAUGGUUCUCUAGAGUUCACCAAGGCGUUGGGAUUGGAGCUGGACUUGACCGACAAGGGAUUGGGCGUACGUUCUCGUAGAUUCUGUCUACUGGUCGAUGACUUGGUUGUGAAGGUUGCGAACAUUGAGGAAGGAGGUGCAUUCACAGUUUCCGGAGCUGAGGAAAUCUUGAAGGCGCUCGUGUGAAGUGGAGGAAGUCUCAUAGCUCUCUUUGUGAAGACGAUUUCUUGAAACAUACUAGUUUCUCUGUGAAUUGAACCUUACUUCAAGUACUUGAAAUUGCCACAUUUUGGAGGUGUUCAAACUCUUGCGAAGUGUUGUGAAGCUCCUGAGCUUGCAAUGAGGUACAUCUGUGAUCUUAAGUAAACACUAUUGAUAUUAAUGUUGGAGUUUUACUGCAAACACAAUGUUCAGUCCAACGUUAGUCAUAAAGUAACUCUUGAAUAAUGUUCAGACUUCUGCAUUCUCUCAAAAAAUGACGACUAUGAGCAGAUAACGCAA